GAUAUUGGAUGUUUCUGGAGGGCGCUGCAAAUGGAGCGUUACUAAUAUUUAGUGACCUGAUUGGAGUGAGUAUUCGAAAUAAUGCUGGUUAUAGAGUGUAAUGCAGAGCUAGCCGAAACAUGGUCAACAUAUCUUUAAAAAUUCAUCAUAGCUGAGCUCCACUUUUAAGGUCUUGAAUAAUGGAUGAAGAACAGUUCAAAUUUAACUUUCAAUUAGAACAAAUUGUAGAAGAAUGGAAAACAUUGGACAAUGAGGAAGAAGACGAACCUCACAAUGAUGACGAUGAUGGUGAUAAUUUGAAUGCUGUUAGUCAAGAAUCAUUUUUUGCCCCUCAUUAUAAAGAUGGUAUAGAUUAUUUUACAAUAACCAACCCUGAGAAAGUAAAACAAGAAUGGCUUGAAGCUAGAAAAUUGAUUAUACCACAUAUUCAAAAUGUUGUCAAACAUUUAGUUCGAGAGAAAUUUCAGAAAUAAAUUUUGAUGUACAGAAAAAAGUGUGUUUAUAUUUUUCGGCUUAUCGUUGUUAGAUAGUUUUCAGUGU
Trichobilharzia regenti is the source of this 540-nucleotide messenger RNA. The record is from the annotation of a GenBank genome assembly. Lineage: Eukaryota; Metazoa; Platyhelminthes; Trematoda; Strigeidida; Schistosomatidae.